Caretta caretta (loggerhead turtle) is the source of this 3096-nucleotide messenger RNA. It is a transcript of the gene OPRM1, whose product is annotated as opioid receptor mu 1. Gene Ontology annotation, cellular component: neuron projection; plasma membrane. Gene Ontology annotation, biological process: neuropeptide signaling pathway; sensory perception of pain; G protein-coupled opioid receptor signaling pathway. Gene Ontology annotation, molecular function: morphine receptor activity; beta-endorphin receptor activity; neuropeptide binding. Lineage: Eukaryota; Metazoa; Chordata; Testudines; Cheloniidae. The record is from RefSeq and is a predicted model, not a curated record.
UUGCCGCCCAUCCAGCUGUGGGAGCGCACGUGCCGGCCGGCGGGCGGGCGGGCGAGCGAAGCUUUGCGGUUCCUUUGGCGCAAGAUCCCGCUCUCCCUCCCCAGCCAGGCUGCCGCCUGCUCCCCGGCGCCCCCUCCCCGCCCCUUCCCGGCCGCUCCUCUGGGGGCCGAGGGGGGGUGGCAGCUUCCAGCCGACGACAGUGGCGUGUCAGGCGCUGCGAGGCGCGCUGUGCAUGUGUCACUUCGCCUCUCCCCGCCGCCCGGUGCGCCUCGCUGGCUGCGGGCUGGGGUCUCUCCCUCUCCAGCUGGGGGCGGCCUGCGAGGGACGCCGCUGAGCCCGCCCGCUGCCCGCCCCGCGGCUUACCUGCUGCUCGGCGGCGCGUCCUGCGCGCUCCUCCGCCCAGCACCAUGGACAGCGCCUUCCCCGCCAACUCCAGCACCUGCGGCCCCUUCGCGCCCCCCUCCGCCGCCUGCCCGCCCCUGCCGCCGGGCGUCUGGGGCAACCUGUCCGGGCGCCCGGAGGAGCCCGGCUGGAACCAGUCCGACGCCUGCAGCGGCGCCAACAGCAGCCACGGGGCAGGCGGCGGCGGCCCGUGCCCGGCGAGCGGGGUCAGCCCCUCCAUGAUCACCGCCAUCACCAUCAUGGCUCUCUACUCCGUCGUGUGCGUGGUGGGGCUCUUCGGAAACUUCUUGGUCAUGUAUGUCAUCAUCAGGUACACCAAAAUGAAGACUGCCACCAAUAUAUAUAUUUUCAACCUUGCCCUGGCAGAUGCCCUAGCAACAAGUACUCUGCCAUUCCAGAGUGUGAAUUACUUGAUGGGAACAUGGCCAUUUGGUACAAUCCUUUGUAAGAUCGUUAUAUCCAUAGACUACUACAAUAUGUUCACAAGUAUCUUUACACUCUGCACCAUGAGUGUGGAUCGCUACAUAGCUGUUUGCCACCCAGUCAAGGCUCUUGAUUUUCGCACUCCCAGAAAUGCCAAAAUUGUCAAUGUCUGCAACUGGAUUCUUUCUUCAACCAUAGGUCUGCCAGUUAUGUUCAUGGCAACCACAAAAUACAGGCAUGGUUCCAUUGACUGCACUCUUACGUUCUCUCACCCAGCUUGGUACUGGGAGAACCUACUGAAAAUCUGUGUAUUCAUCUUUGCCUUCAUCAUGCCAGUCCUGAUCAUUACCGUGUGCUAUGGCUUGAUGAUUUUACGCCUGAAGAGUGUCCGCAUGCUGUCUGGCUCCAAAGAGAAGGAUAGAAACCUGAGGAGAAUCACGAGAAUGGUCCUUGUAGUGGUGGCGGUGUUCAUUGUCUGCUGGACUCCCAUCCACAUUUAUGUCAUCAUUAAAGCCUUGAUCAAUAUUCCAGAAACUACGUUCCAAACAGUCUCCUGGCACUUCUGUAUCGCGUUAGGAUACACAAAUAGCUGCCUUAAUCCAGUCCUUUAUGCAUUUCUAGAUGAAAACUUCAAAAGAUGUUUCAGAGAAUUCUGCAUUCCCACUUCCUCCACUAUCGAGCAACAAAACUCCACCCGCAUCCGACAAAACACUCGUGAUCAUGCCUCCACUGCCAAUACUGUGGAUAGGACUAACCAUCAGUUGGAACUUCUGGAAGCUGAAGCCACACCGCUGCCAUGAGAGGGUGUCCUGCCGCAUAGCCUUCAAAGCAAUCACAACACCAGUGCCAAGGUGUGUUUGUGGGGAAUGUGUAGGAGACACUUCUUCCCUCCUGGAGGAAAGUGCUUGCUUUUAAAAUCCAUAAAAGUAAUUUGCCACGAAGCAAAUCUGCACGGCUCGUUACAGAAGCAUGAAACCUAAUAGCAGGCAGAGUCAGAUGAAACGGGGGCUUAGCAUGCUCCAGUGUACAAAAUAUACAUAUUCAUCCAGAAUAUAUACAUUUAUCUAAAAGGGGAAUACUGGACAUUAGUGGGGUCAGAUGGCCUGCGUUUUGCUCUGAAUGGUUACAGUAGCAUUAGGUUGGAAGCAAAAACUCAAAGGAUGGACAAAUAUAGGCUGCUUAAUGGAGGUGAUUUUCUAAUAAAUGGAAGCAGAAUUGCAUACAACACAGCAAGGGAUAUUUUGGAACAGUUUCAGCUAGAAAUGUGCUUUCUAAUGGUGUUUUCUUGCAUCGGUUACAACACGGUUUUUAUAUGAACAAUCAUCACUUAAUCAGCUACAAUAACAAAGGAGAUCAAAGCUACCUGUGUCACACAGAGAACUUUCUCAAAAAGUAUGACCCUUUCAGCAUUUUAAUGGAAAAUUACUCACUUUUUUCAAUGCUCACUUCAAAAACCCAAACCUUAACCUCCUUUUCCACUUUUAACAUACAAAAAUAUUUUACCAAUAAAAAGAAUGCAUUGUCAUUUGUUCAGGAAGAAGCAAGUGGGAAUAACAGUUGGAAAGGUUUGAUGUUCCUCUGAGUUGUUGUUGCUGGUAAAAUGGAUCAAUAAAGGGACUGCAGCUUUUUCUGUAAAUUCCAUUGUGAAUAUAUGUAUAUUGUUAAUCUUUUCAGAGCUAGCACAGUGUGUUUAUAAAUUCUCUUUGAGCUAGUUUCUCCAGUUUCACCUGUCCAAUCAGUAACAUCUCAGACACAUCCAAAUACUCAUUUUUUGUAUAGCACUCUGGGAUCCUUCAGGAUGAAAGGACCUAUAUAAAAUGUGAAUCACUAUUGUUAAAUCUGUGACGAGCUUAAGCAAAUGCAGAACUCACUGUAGGUCUUUUUUAAAAAGAAAAACAGUAAAGUUACAUUUUGCAAGUAAAUUAAUUUUUUAAAACCAAGCCCAUAACAUUUAUGUUUUUCUAAUCAAUGUAAUAAAAUUGUAGUCUCUAUUUCCAUUUUCUGUUGGCUGCUAAAGCACUUUAAAAUGUACAAAAGAAACACUGUGCAGAAGCAAUUGCUGUGUAACCUGCUCUCUGGUAUAAAAGACAACUAUCCGUGUAGAUAAAUUUGUGGUAAUAUGGUAUUUUGUAGCCACUAUUUGGUAUUUGCUGUAUAUAAUUAAAUGGUCAAGUUAUUCAUGAGGCAAAACGUACUUACAUGAAUUUACGUGCAUUGUAAAAUAAAACCUACUCUCCCUCUUGUAAUUAAAGUGCAUAUAAAAUUCUAAUA